AUGGCACGGCCCAGAGACAGUGGCGCUGUCGCGUAUACACCCCUGUCGGCCCCUGAUAACGCUCACAGCCAGACUCAAGAUGAAUCCACAGUUGCGAACAAACGGACCUCUAUAUGGGCCCGACUCGGGACCGUUCACAUCCUUAUUUUGGUCCUUGGCUCAAUCAUGCUUAUCUUGCCAGUCCUACCUUUGGCCUGGCUUUGGGCCGAGUCCAUGGCAGCAGCCGCAGGGCAAGAACCAAGCAGAGCUUGGAUCGCGGUCAUCAGAGCAAACUGGACCGCGCGGAUCGUCACCAUCUGCACGGCCAUUCUACGUACGGUGGUUACAACCCAGGCCAGCGUGACGACCGCGAUGUUUGCCGGCAUUAUUAUAGAGCGGGUCGGCGCUCCCCUAGUGGAUGGGCCAUUCUAUUCCAUUACGCGCGCUCUAAGUGGGAGCCCGAGUAAUUUUCUAUGGACCUCGAGUCUGCCGUUGCGCGGAACCGGCCUCUCGGUCGUGAUCGUUACCCUCAUUCUCUUGGAAGUGUCGGUGACUAUGGCCGUGCAGCUCCUCUCCACCCUUCUCCUGGCUGACUUCGGGAAUGGCGCAUUUACUGGACCCAGUAACGCGACUAAUGUCCGGAUCCUGAAUGAUUACGGAGGGACGACACUCAGCCAGCCGUGGUGGUCAAUGCCUCCGGCGGCCGGUUGGACGUUUGCCGAGCAAUCGGAACCGUCUGUAACUGGGCCCAAGUUUGAUGAUACAGGUCACACGUACCGCGCCUUCCUACCUUAUCCAGAGGUGGCGCAGCGGACAUCGAUACGCCAUUUGCGGGGCCCAGUCACAAUCAUUGAUCAACGGGUUGUCUGUGUGCAACCUACACUCCGUGAGCUUCGCCUCGACGCGCUCAACAUAGGCUACCCGCGUCUUUCGGGACAGAUUGCCAUCGCUAAUAGCACGUAUCCAAUGUUACAGAUGACGGAGAGUCAGCCCUACCUCCCGUUUACGUGCGCGUUGACCAGCCUGUUUACGAACUUUACCCGGGCGCAAGCACAGACGAGCUUAUGUUGGCCGAACGAUGGCGCGGGCUGGAAUGUCUCGGUGGAAGGCCGCCUGGUGCCACCCUUAGCCCUCAUCAAUGACUCAUCAUUGGACGCCUAUGUAGAUGCAUCCGCGAUGUUUAUGCUUCUAGACAUCGUCUCCUCGGCGGCCAUCCGACGCGGCGUGACGCAAGAAGUCCACAGCGUUGGGAACAACGGCAGUACUAGUAGUCCCUGGGUGAUGCUCGGAAACGGGGCCGAUCCCCCUUCGGUGCGGGUGACGGCCUGUAUGACCAAUCUCGAUGUAGAGAUGUUCACCGCGGGCCUGGACAGCAAGUGGGAGGGGUCGGAGCCCACCAUGUCCUGGGACCGCUCUACGGAGCACUACAACACUGCAACUACGCUUACCCAGCUGGGUGCUAUCCACCCCCGUCAACCACUAGACCACCGGGGCGUGCUCGCUCUCACCCCCCGCUCGGACUGGCAAUCCUUCUCCAGUUCAGGGAACGUCUCCGCUUACCAGCACUACGUCGUGAAUACCCAGCUCUUGGCGGAUGCCGUCGUCGGCAGUCUGCUAACCCCGCAGACGGCAGGCGUGGACUUCACGCCGGAGCAUCGCAACCAGAUGGUCAGCGCGGGCGUCAUUUUCUCCCCGUGGGCAAGCGCUGAUUACAAAGCGCACGACGCGCAUAUCGAUUUGUUCCAGGACACUCUGAACCAGACGCAGAGCCCCGCCAUGGCCCUACAAGCGCUCCUCACGCGCAUCUGCCAGAUGGCCUAUUACGAUAUGCUGCAGCGAAUCGACGAGAGCAAGGUUGCCGAGGCCACCUUCUCGGACGCGGCGGUGUUCCCGACUCAAUGGACGGGAUUCGGGGUAGGGAUGGGGUUGUUGCUGGUCCACUGGGUGGUGGUGGCCAUCGUCGUGGGCUUGUUUGCACGCUACACGCGCCAUUCUUUGUUAGGGAAUCAUUGGCAGGCGGUUUCACAGGUGUACUCGGAGGACACGGCGGCGAUUCUGGAGAAGGCGGAUCGAAUGAAUGAUCGGGACGUCAAGCGUUGGGUCAAGAGCAAAGGGCACAGGGGAAAGCUAUAUAGCUUUGCUCGUGAUGAAGGUGAGGGGCGGGUGGCACUGAGGGUAAACCGCCCGGAUUUACCCUUCAAAUAG
This is a messenger RNA of Penicillium egyptiacum, 2184 nucleotides long. The record is from the annotation of a GenBank genome assembly. NCBI's taxonomy places the organism in Eukaryota, Fungi, Ascomycota, Eurotiomycetes, Eurotiales, Aspergillaceae.